CCUGGCAGAACACUCAAUGUCGGAACGUUCCGAAGAUGACGUCGGAGCGUUCUCGAAUCCCGUGUCUCUCGGCUGCUGCUGCCGAAGGAACAGGGAAAAAGCAACAAGAAGGAACAGCAAUGGCGACACUGCAUCGCAAAGUGCCCAGUCCGGAGGCGUUUCUGGGCAAACCCUGGUCCUCCUGGAUCGACGCUGCCAAAUUACACUGCGCCGACAAUGUAGAUUUAGAAGAGGCUGGAAAAGAGGGUGGCAAAAGCAGGGAGGUUAUGAGGCUUAAUAAAGAAGAUAUGCACUUAUUUGGCCAUUAUCCAGCACAUGAUGACUUCUAUCUCGUAGUGUGCAGUGCCUGUAAUCAGGUCGUCAAGCCACAGGUUUUCCAGUCACACUGCGAGAGAAGACAUGGUUCAAUGUGCAGGCCUUCUCCCUCUCCAGCAUCUCCAGCCUCCAACCCCCGGACAUCACUAACACAGGCAAAGACGAAAGCCUGUCUCAGCGGCCAUAACGCUGCCAGCAGCACCUCAAAGCCAUUCAAAACGCCCAAAGACAAUCUUCUUACCUCCAGCAGCAAACAGCACACGGUCUUCUCUGCAAAAGGACCAAGGGAUAAACCAUGCGUUCCAGUUCCUGUAGUCAGUUUAGAGAAAAUUCCUAACCUAGUGAAGGCAGAUGGUGCCAAUGUCAAAAUGAACUCUACAACCACUACUGCAGCUUCCUCCUCCUCCUCCUCUUCCUCCUCCUCCUCUGCUGUCUCCACCCCACCUUUAAUUAAGCCCACCUUGAUAUCCAAGUCAGUGCCACCUUCACCAGAGAAGAUCUUAAAUGGCAAAGGGAUUCUGUCAGCUACCAUAGACAAGAAACACCAAAAUGGCACCAAAAACAGCAACAAGCCUUACCGGAGACUUUCAGAGAGAGAAUUUGACCCAAAUAAACACUGUGGAGUAUUGGAUCUCGAGACAAAGAAACCUUGCACAAGAUCCCUCACCUGCAAGACACACUCGCUAAGCCAUCGGAGGGCAGUCCCAGGCCGGAAAAAGCAAUUUGACCUCCUCCUGGCGGAACACAAAGCCAAGUCGCGGGAGAAAGAAGUAAAAGAGCACCUUCUGACUUCCCCAAGGGAAGUACUUCCAAACCCACCCGGACCGGCGCUGGACGCUCUGCAGGCAUCUUGCGGGAGCAACGGGGCAGAGCCGAAAGUAGCAUCCCCGGCAAAAUCCAGGCCACUCAAUUCUGUACUUCCCAGACCAUCAUCUGCAAAUAGCAUAAGCAGCAGUACAUCUUCAAAUCACAGCGGCUACACUCCAGAGCCCCCUCUGCCCCCAGCUGGUGUUGACUUGGCCAGCCGACUGUCCAGUGAUGAAGGGGAGAUGGACGGAGCCGACGAAUCUGAGAAGUUAGACUGUCAGUUCUCCACGCACCACCCCAGACCUCUUGCGUUUUGUUCUUUCGGGAGUCGCCUCAUGGGACGAGGGUACUAUGUGUUUGAUAGAAGAUGGGAUCGUUUUCGGUUCGCACUAAACUCCAUGGUAGAAAAACACUUGAAUUCACAGAUGUGGAAGCACAGAAGCCCGAGCCACAGGGCAUCAGGUCCCUCCCCCCUGUUCAGGACUUGCCUAACCAAUCUGCUGUCACUGAGCAACAUUGGGGCUGCCUGGGUGUCAACUCUGGAGAGCGUAGCACCCCGCUGCCCUCUCAGCCUCGCUGCCCAAACCCCAGGCCCUGACGGGCUGGAACCUGGAGGGAUGGCAGCCGAUGGGGGCAUGGAAGACAUUAGGAAGAAAAGGAACGGUCAAGACUCUUUUUUCUUUAACAAGCAUUUAACUCUGCAUCAGGAGACGCCAACACAGUAUUCUCUUUCAGCCAGGAAGAUCCCUCCUGCGGCAGAUAGCCCCAUGCCCUCGCCAGCCGCCCACAUCACCACCCCUGUUCCAGCAUCCGUUUUGCAGCCUUUCAGCAACCCCAGUGCUGUGUAUCUUCCUUCAGCUCCCAUCAGCUCGAGACUCACCUCUUCUUACAUAAUGACAUCAGCCAUGCUCUCAGACGCAGCUUUUGUGGCAUCGCCGGACCCGCGCGUCCUCAUGUCCCACACCACAGCUUUCCCCCAUGUGGCCGCAACCCUCAGCAUCAUGGAUUCAACCUUCAAGGCCCCAUCCGCCGUGUCCCCGAUACCAGCUGUCAUCCCUUCCCCAUCCCACAAGCCAUCCAAAACCAAAACCAGCAAAUCCUCAAAAGUCAAAGACCUGUCAGCCCGUAGCGACGAGUCUCCAAGUAACAAAAAGAGGAAGCCUCAGUCUUCGACUUCCUCCUCCUCUUCCUCCUUAUCCUUGCAGACUUCCCUCUCGUCUCCAUUAUCAGGGCCCCACAAAAAGAACUGCGUUUUGAAUGCCAGUUCCUCUUUGAACUCCUAUCAGGCAGCCCCUCCCUAUAACAGUCUGUCUGUGCACAACUCAAACAAUGGGGUGAGCCCACUCAGUGCCAAGCUGGAGCCCUCAGGACGGACCUCCCUGCCCGGCGGCCCCGCGGACCUAGUGAGACAGGUGGGCGCGGUGGGCGGCAGCAGUGGCCCCUGUUCCCUCUCUGUGCCCUCCCUUGCGCUCCACGCAGGGGACCUCUCUCUGGCCUCACACAAUGCUGUGUCUUCUCUGCCCCUCUCUUUUGACAAAUCAGAAGGAAAAAAGCGUAAGAAUUCAAGUCCUAGUAGCAAAGCCUGUAAGAUCACUAAAAUGCCUGGUAUGAAUAGCGUUCACAAAAAGAACCCGCCCGGCCUUCUUGCACCGGUGCCGGAUCCCGUUAACAGCACCUCCUCUCGGCAGGUUGGGAAAAAUAGCAGCCUAGCUUUGUCACAAUCCAAUCCUUCAAGCAUAUCCAGCCCAGGACACAGCCGACAGAAGAAUGCAAGCAGAAUGGGCAGGAUAAGAACUCUUCCCUAACAAGAUGGUGAAGCCACUUCCAAACCAGUCCUGCUGUGAUCCUCCUAGGAGACUAAGGCUGGAGAAGGGAGGGGCUGGCCUGUGGGGAGAGUGUUUCCUGGACACUGCCUGUGGCUCUGGCCUCCUCUUCCUCCUUCUAAGACCAAUUUUUAGUUUUUAAGAAAAGCAAAAGAACCUUAAUUUGAGAUUUACAGAAAACAGUUCCAGUGUUUUCUUUCUAUUUUUCAUUUGUCAUGUCUUAUACAUUCUUCCAAAUUUGGGGUCACUCCCCUAGCUCCCGUUGCUGCUAGCACACCAUCAUUUUGCUCCAGCCCUGACAGUAGAUGUCACAGAAUGUCAGUUCUGGGUUGUCACUUGUGGAAUUUCUUGAACUUUAGCACUUGCAGAGCUCUUUCCCUUCUUCACUCUCCUAUCCCAUCCUUUCUAUCCCACCUGCCACUCAUUGGGCCCUAUUGGCCAUCAAAAAUCGUUGGCUUCCCUGAACAGCAUGGGGGCGGGGGCUUGUUGGAGAACAGCCUGUGUUCAGAGGUGGGAGGGGAUUCAAUUGGAUUCUGCAGCCCUGUGUGGCUACAACCAAAUGCCUGGAGCCAAAAUGAGGACAAUAGCCUGUUAAUGAUAUGGUUUACUCAAUGCCAAGGUCCUUCUGUGCAACUCAGAAAAGAUAUACCAAGUCAGGGAAAAGAGCAGAGGAGGCCUGAGAGGUUGUCAGAAAACAGAACAUGGACAGAAGACGGUAGGUAGGAGCCAGGUGACUGUGAUAAUUGGAGCUUGUUAGGUGUCUACUCUGAUGAGUUCCUUCCAGGGCACAGUGUCCAAAUUCCUGAAGCUGAGCCAGCCAGAGACAAAAAGCCCAGAGAAAGCCCAUGAGAACCAAGAAAGCCAAUCCAUGAGGUAGCAUAGUGGCCAUAGCUGCUAAGAGUUCUCUAGUUACUAGGAAGGUUCUGGAGCCAGCAAGGGUCCUCCAGAGGAGAGUCUGCACAAAGGGUUAUAUGCCAAACCCCUCGUGAGAAUAAGUACUCUAGCAUGGAUUGCAUAUCACAUCCACAAAAGAGCUUGCACUCAGUUCUCAGAUGCUCCAAAUCAGAGAGCGACAGCCCUGAGAAGGAUGAGCCAUUUGGAAGGGAGGUGCUGGAGCACUGCACCUAUAAAGCUAUUUAUACUAGAGUUUUGAAGGAAACAGGUACCACUAAGUUCUAAUAGGGAAUCAGAAAGAAAAUUCACAGUAUAAAGCAGGCGUUCUGGGCUUGAAUCUGCCAGAGGCUCUGUAGAUCCUGAAAUCAGAAGCAAAUGCUAGUUUUCAGCAUACCCCCCCUUCCCUCCCCAAAGUUUUCCUUUGCAUUCCCUCUCUCCCAACCCAAAGAUCAGACUACUGUUAAGUUUCACCACAGGAUUUGAAUCUGCAGAGACGGAGGACAAAAAUGACUUCCGUCAAUGGAAUUGCACUGACAGUGUUUCUUACAAGACUUCUAAACUUUUAAUAUAAAAUGAAGAUUUUUUUUUUUUAAAUCAGGAGUUGAUAUUAAGUACGAGGACAUUAGUUGGGAUUGUUUCACUUUUCUUUCUACAGUGUUAAAAGUGCACUUAUAUGCCGGUUUAUUUACAUCUUGGGAAAAAAAAGACUGCAAAUUGAAGGGACGAUUGUUACUUUUUGUUUUUUUUUUUUUGUUUUUUGUUUUUAAAGGUUAAGGCAGAUUUUAAGACUUAUAAAUGUUUAAAAAAUUAUAAACAAGGUUAGAUCCUUUGAAAAAAAAGUUUAGAAAAUAUUCUUAAAGUAAAUUUUUAUAGUGUUAAUUUUGUAAUAAUUUAUGUUUUACUAUAUUACAGAGCUAACUGACCAGAAUAGUUUCAGAAACAAUAUGAAACUUAGGAAAGUUUAAGCAAUGUUUAUAUUUUUAAAAUGUUCUUUGAAUUAUGUUUUUAUUGUACAU
Nannospalax galili (Upper Galilee mountains blind mole rat) is the source of this 4855-nucleotide messenger RNA. RefSeq names its product ataxin 7 like 1 (gene Atxn7l1). Bases 36 to 2927 code for a protein of 963 amino acids. The record is from RefSeq and is a predicted model, not a curated record. Lineage: Eukaryota; Metazoa; Chordata; Mammalia; Rodentia; Spalacidae. The transcript is spliced from 13 exons.